Molecule: messenger RNA, 3219 nt
Organism: Pipistrellus nathusii (Nathusius's pipistrelle)
Lineage: Eukaryota; Metazoa; Chordata; Mammalia; Chiroptera; Vespertilionidae
Source: the annotation of a GenBank genome assembly
AUGGCGUGGGUGAAGUUCCUGCGGAAGCCGGGUGGCAACCUGGGCAAGGCGUACCAGCCGGGCAGCAUGCUGUCGCUGGCGCCCACCAAAGGGCUGCUCAACGCGCCGGGCCAGAACAGCUGCUUCCUCAACAGCGCCGUGCAGGUGCUGUGGCAGCUGGACAUCUUCCGGAGAAGCCUGCGGGCCCUGACGGGGCACGUCUGUCAGGGCGAGGCCUGCAUCUUCUGUGCGCUGAAGACCAUGUUUGCUCAGUUUCAACACAGCCGGGAGAAGGCCCUCCCCUCGGACAACGUGCGGCGUGCCCUGGCCGAGAGCUUCCGGGACGAGCAGCGGUUCCAGCUGGGCCUCAUGGACGACGCUGCCGAGUGCUUUGAAAACAUCUUGGAGAGGAUCCACUUUCACAUCGUGCCCAGCCGGGACGCGGACAUGUGCGUCUCCAAGUGCUGCGUCGCGCACCAGAAGUUCGCCAUGACGCUGUACGAGCAGUGCGUGUGUCGUAGCUGUGGGGCCUCAUCAGACCCUCUGCCUUUCACAGAAUUCGUGCGGUACAUCUCGACGACAGCCCUGUGCAACGAAGUUGGAAGAAUGACGGACAGGCAUGAGCGGGUGAAGCCCGAAUUGUUUGCGGAAUUGUUGCAAGCAGCGAAUACGACGGAUGACUAUCGGAAGUGCCCCAGUAACUGUGGCCAGAAAAUAAAGAUCCGCCGCGUCCUGAUGAACUGCCCGGAGAUCGUCACCAUCGGCCUGGUCUGGGACUCUGAGCACUCGGACCUGACCAGCGACGUGGUUCGGAGUCUGGCCACUCAUCUCUCUCUUCCCGGGCUGUUUUAUAGGGUUACUGAUGAAAAUGCCAAAAACAGUGAACUUCACCUUGUUGGUCUGAUAUGCUACACCAGCCAGCACUACUGUGCCUUCACGUUUCACACCAAGAGUUCCAAGUGGGUGUUUUUCGAUGAUGCAAAUGUGAAAGAGGUGGGAACACGGUGGAAGGACGUGGUCUCCAAGUGCCUCCGGGGCCACUUCCAGCCCCUGCUGCUGUUCUACGCCAACCCCGAGGGCACGGCUGUUUCCACGGAAGACGCGCUCAGGCAGGUGGUCAGCUGGCCGCAGCAGAAACCCGGGGCGGACAGCAUGCGAUCUGAAAAGCCCUCGAUUUAUAAGUCAGAGAAUUCCAAAGAGAAUGGAUUUGGUGGUCAGGCCAAACAGAGAGAAAGCCAGAAAUUUCAGACAGAUGACAUUUCAUCCUUCAGUCGGAGCCACAGCCAAGCGAGCGGCGGCAGAGGAGCAGCCAGGCCGGCUCCCAGCGACGCCCGGGAGAAGAUGAGGGGCCUCUCCAGGGAGUGUGCCUUGAAGGCGCUGGAGCAGAGGCACCUCCUAUGUGCACCGCGGAGGGACACGGGUCAGCACCCAGAUGCGCUGGAUGAAGACCUGCCACGUGUCCAGCCUGGAUCACCUCCUGCCCCGAACGGCUUCCGGCAGUACAGCAAUCGCUCCGUGUCGCCCAGUCAGGGGCGGGGGCCGUGCGGACAGGCCCUCCCCACCCCGAGCCGGGCGCCUGCGCAGGGCCCGAGUGUGGGGAGGCCCCCAGCUCUGGGUCAGGCGGAGCAGACCCCCCUGGCCAGCCCGGUGCAGGGUGACAGCGGCCCCGGGUACGAGACAGACAGCAGCCUGGACUCUCGAGGUAAAGGCAGCAGCCACCGUAGCAGCGGCAGCAGGAGUCGGAGCCGCGGCUGGAAGCCCAUGAGAGAAGCGCUGAACGUGGACAGUGUCUUCAGCGACAGCGAGAGGAGACAGCACAGCCCGCGGCACAAGCCCGGCGCCAGCCACCCCCCCAGGGGCAGCGGGGACCAGGGUCCCGGCCGCUGGCCCACAGAGCCGCCCCAGCAGACGAGCUUGAUGACCAUCUACGAGGACGAAGUGCGGCAGGAGCUGGGCAGCAGGAGUUCCCUCCAGGGCCCGGGGAAAGGCCUCUCGGACACGGGCGUCCCUGCCGACGCGUGGCCGGGGCCAAGGACCGAGUCCGGCUAUGAGAGCAGCGACCACGUCAGCAGCGGCUCGGCCAGCCUGGACUCGCCGGGCGGGGACGGCGCCGGGAGCGCGGAGCCCAGUGACCAGAGUAAGAUAAGCAGCCGAAAUGCAGAGCGUGUGAACGGCACCUCCCAGCAGAGUAGAAACCACCUGGAAGGCUGUAGAAAAGAAUUCAAGAACUUGGAAGUAGGCUGUAAGUCUCAUGACCCAGAAUCCCAUCCACAAACGAAACCCCCUGUGAUAAAAAGGCCCCGAGGACGCGAGCCCAGCGGGAAGCUGCUCCCUGCGGCAGGCCCACCUGUCCUCCGGGACCUCGCAGCCAGUGAGCACCCCCCGACGGGGGAGCUUGAACAGGCCAGCGAGGGCCAGUUUCCCGCGCGGCCAGAUGGAGGCAGUUCCGAGGGGACAGGUUUACGUGCUCAAACUGAUGCUAGUGCUGCUUCUGGAAUGAGAAGGAGCAGUGAUGAGGUCUCACCAGCCUCGGUGUGGCCUGUGCCCGGGAGAGCUGCCCUCCUCGCCCGGCAGUGCACAGCAACGGACUCGUGUCACCCAGAGGCUUCCCAGUCCAGGGGCCGCGGGGCUCCGUCCACUCACAGAGCCGACGAUUGCCAGGUGCCAACACUCACUUGCCAGAGUCCACCCCCCCCUCUGCCACCAAAAAGGUAUGCUGUGCCCGGCGUGCCACAGCCGGGGAAAACCAGCCCUGAACCGGACGCCAGGCCCCCAGAGGCGCCCAGAGCACGCUCGGCUGGCCCUCCGUCACUCUGUGCUGGGACGGCAGCCGCACCAGGCUCCAUGGCGAGCGCCCUGUCCAGGGACGAGAGGCCCAAGCAGCCGGUCCCAGCGCGAGAGCGCGUGGGCGCCCCCCGGAGCCACCCGGCCAGCAUGGCCAACGGUGCCCCAGCAGGCCUGGGUGCAGGGGGCGCUGCUCUGUGCCAACCAGCAGCAGACCGGAGCCCGGCCUGGCCCGGGGACACCGUCUCCCUCACCACCUACUUCUCCGUCGACAGCUGCAUGACCGACACGUACAGGCUGAAGUACCACCAGCGGCCCCGGCUCUGCUUCCCGGAGAGCUCCGGCUCUGGCUCUGGCUGCGGGAACUCGGCCCCGGUGCCUGCGCAGCCGGACAGCCUCGGGGUGAGCUGCCCUCCUGAGCACAGACACAAGCCCAGCGUCCACUGUGACAGGUGA